Hyposmocoma kahamanoa is the source of this 649-nucleotide messenger RNA. RefSeq names its product sialin-like. The annotation marks the transcript as partial. The transcript is spliced from 4 exons. Gene Ontology annotation, biological process: transmembrane transport; monoatomic anion transport. The record is from RefSeq and is a predicted model, not a curated record. Gene Ontology annotation, molecular function: transmembrane transporter activity. Gene Ontology annotation, cellular component: plasma membrane. NCBI's taxonomy places the organism in Eukaryota, Metazoa, Arthropoda, Insecta, Lepidoptera, Cosmopterigidae.
AUGGCUAGUGGAAAGGACGAGUAUACGAGUGUGCCGCAAACAGUAAGCUUAGAGCAGAAUAAAGCACCCCUCGACUUAUGUCCACCUCCUAAAGGUUUUGGUGCUCGGCACAUGCAAGCACUAAUUCUCUUCAUCAGCCUUACUGUUGGAUAUGGCAUGAGAUCUCACUUGAGUGUUACAUUGGUGGCAAUGACAGGAAAUGCCACCAACUGCUAUCAAAUCGAAUUAAGUCACGAUAACGUAACUGUGGGAAAUUUUUCAAAUGUUUUUUCACUUCCGGAAAACACAGACCUUUGUAAAGGGAGUUUGAAAACCUGGAGUGUUUACCGAACCUACAAUUGGAACAAGCCUACUCAAGAAAUGAUCCUCUUUUCCUUUGUCGUGGGCUACACAAGCAUGAUGAUCCCAAUGGGUGUGAUCGCGCAGAAAUUGGGAGGAAAGAUUCCCAUUAUGAUGGCUCUGGGUGUUAAUGGAGUGUUAUCUAUACUGACACCAUGGAUGGCUGUUUUCGGUGGCUGGCUGGCGACUUGCGCGUGUCGGCUACUACAGGGCAUGACACAGGCAGCCUUCUACCCGAGCAUCCAUACCAUCCUUGGCAAAUGGGCUCCACUCAGCGAGAGGGGAAGACUCAGUACCUAUAUUUACACUG